GUGACGUCACGGUUUCACGAUCGCAGAUGAACAAAAGAUGGCGAGUGGGGAAGAUUUGGUGGAUUGAAUGGCCAAACCGCCUCCAAACCACCAAAUUGGCCUUUUAUUACAUCCACCGGAUGUGUCCUUGUGUGUAGGGGAUGGAAAAACACAGCUGUAGCAAUUGCCAGUGUGAUAUUUCUGGCUUCAGAAUUCGAUGUGCUGAAUGCCCAGACUUUGACCUUUGUUUACAGUGUUUUUCUUACGGGGCGGAAGUAGGAUCUCACCGAAAGGACCACCGUUAUCGAGUGGGGAGUGACAGCCCUCCCUCUGUGUUUGACAAUCCAGACCCCUGGUCUCUGGCAGAAGAAAAUAUGUUGCUGGAUGCUGUAGAACAAUAUGGAUUUGGCAACUGGGAAGAUAUUGCUAACCAUGUUGAAAGCCAGAAAGCACAAGAAUGCCAGGAACAUUAUAUCAACUUCUUUGUUCAGGGAAACAUAGGAAAAGCCACAUUCCCGACAGAAUAUGGGUUUCGAGUGUUGGACCACACCUGUCCUGAUGGUGGUCCGUUGUCUCCCAGUAUCACGGUGCCAGUGCCGCCUCUUGACUUGUCCAUACAAGAGCAACAGGAGCUGGGGUAUAUGCCUUUCAGAGACGACUUUGAGAGGGAGUUUGACAAUGAUGCUGAAACUCUAGUCAGUGGUCUAAGCAUCAAUCAUGAUGAUGAUGACCUAGAUAUAGAAAUUAAGUUAUGCCAGGUUGACAAGUAUAGGUUAAGAAUACGUGAAAGGGAGCGAAGAAAAAAAUUGGCAAGAGAUUAUGGUUUAAUAACAUCGGCAGCAUCCACCAGUUCCAAACAGUCCAAAUCACAGCAACAGAAGAAAAAGAUGUCAAAAGAUGUCAGGGAAUUCCAGGAAAAAAUGAAAUCAUUUUCCCAGUUUCAUGCGGCAGCAGAACAUGAGCAUUUCUUUGAAGAUUUACAAAAAGAAAAAGAAUUGAAAUCUCGAAUAAAAGAACUGUCAAGGUACAGACGGCAUGGUCUAACUGUUAUCAGUGAAAUAGAGGAUUUUGAAGAUGAAAAGUACAGAAGGGAAAAGAAGAAAGAAAAUCGUAAAAAGAUGGUGAGUUUCCUGUUGAGUGCCCGCUUGCUAAGACCAAAGAAGCGGCUGCUCAACUCCGACCAAACGAAACUCAACAGUCUCAAAAAAAGCAGAAGGAAAAGUAGAAAAUUAGAUAUACUCAUCGACGACGACGAAGUAAAAGAUGACGACACAGAAGAGGAGUGUAAGGAGAUGGCCUCACAGCCGGGCUACGAGAUGCUGUCCGAGAGAGAGAGAAAACUAUGCAACUCCAUAGGGAUGACACCUGCCAACUAUUCAACUAUAAAAACCUGCAUCAUCAAAGACUACCUCCAGAGGCGACAAGGAUUUCCAGUAAAAAUCCGAUAUCCAAGUGGCAUGGAUAAAACUCAUCGCCGUAAAAUCAUGAGUUUUCUCUCAGACAAUGGCUGGAUAGGUGUCACGUGAAGUUGCCCAUAGCCUGCGUGUGGCAACAGAUUCAGUGAGGGAAGAGAUUCAGAGACGCAUCAUGGGGACAACAAGCAACAAAGGAGUCAAGAAAGCUUGGAGCUGGGGUCUCCACACAUGUGGGAUGGUUCUGGGGGCCAAAAAGACGGGGAGAGGCACUUUGAGUGUCAUAUUUAUUUCCCAACGGUGUGCAAUGCCAAAUUGAUGCUUCCUAUGUAGCCACAAUGGUGUGUCUUCUCCAACAAUGUUUGUUAAGUUAAAGUUCUUGUACAAUCUGUAUCUACUAGUGCAAAACCUGUUCCAUGUAUAAAAGGUCUGACUGUAAUUUAUUCCUAGUGCAAAUCUCGUGUUUGGUUUGGCAAGUUGCAGCCAUUUGUGUGUUAGCUUCUCUGAUUAUCAUGUGUAGCUGUACAUAACUGAAAGAGAGAGAAGGGGGAUUGUCAUACAUGUUCCAUAUUCAGCAUUUGCAAGCAAGGCGAUCUCCCACGACAAGGAUACAUUAGCAGUGCAGGAUUGUGUACCACAUAUCUUUGGAACCAUCGUGGAACUUUUAUGGUAGUUCUAUCACAGCAUCUCAGGAACAUCACCUCGUGAGAGGUCAAGCUGCCCUCAUGCAGAGGUAACAUGUAGGUUAUAUCAUAAGCAAUACGCUCUGCUCAUUAUGUGAUCAUUGAAAUCAUUUUAAUAAUCAGCUCACUUGUUUCAUGGAUGUUGAACUGUUUUUCAUUCAUACAACUUUCACAACUUUUGGUUUAGUUGCUGGUCUUAGCGGUUAUUGUAUACAGCAUAUAGGAUUGGUCAUUCAGAUCUUGGCCAUCCAUAAUUGGUGUGAGACUAUAUUUAGCUAAAUAUCCUUAUGACAAUGGUAGUGCUUGAAAGAAACGGCAAAAACACCUUUACUCUGAGACUUUGACUGUUGAAUAUAAAUUUCAUAUCAUUGAUCUGGAAAGAUGGAUGACUUCGCCAACAAGAAUUGUCAAGUUGGCAUGCUAUUGGUGAUUUUACAUACAGUCUAUCGAGUUAGAUUGACCAUGUCUGAUUUUGGUGGCCCAUGAUGUACCUAUAUCAUGGAUGACCAUGUUUUACCAGUAUUUAUUGUGUAAGUGAGCCCAUUUUAAUUGCUAAAAUUGUCCUUGACCUUGUUUCCUGCCCCUAGUCCCCAAAUAGGUUGGUAUUGAGGGUCCCUCACUUUACUGAGGUUUUAAACUUCUAAGAUAUCACUAACAACUUCGAGAAAUAAUCAGGUGUUUAAGUAAUGUUUUACACACGACAUACAAGAGUAAUGAUCAGCCGGUUUAGUUUAUAUUUUGACUUGAACUGGCUUCUGAAUAAUACCUUCAAGGCCAUGCAUUGGUUCCUGAGCGACAACUUUAACCAAUGUUGACUUGAUGUGAACCAAAUGCAAAUCCAGAUAGAACAAUUUAUGUUGCCAUCUAAACUGUUCAGUAUAUAUGAGGGAAGAGGUCCGACUUCCAUAGUUAUGGGGCUGGUGGGAUGGCAUAGUGGUUUAAGGGUUUGCUCAUCAUGCUGAGGACCGGGGUUCGAUUCCCCAUAUUGGUACAGUGUCUGAAACCCCUUUCUAGUGUCCCCUGCCUGAUGUUGCUGGAAUAUUGCUAAAAGAGGCGUAAAACCAUACUCACUCACUUCCAUUGUUAUAAGGCUUUAGGUGUUGAUUAUGGAUUGCAAUCCGAAGACAGGGCAGUUGAAAUGGAAAAGAUUUCUUGUUUUCUGUUCUUGUAUUAUUUCAUACUGAGUAGGACCUCACAUUGAUUAACAGUUUUGUUAGAACUAACUUAGUUUUUAGCUCACUGCACUCGUCACAGCAAGAUGACUAUAUAAAGUGUUGCACUUACUGACUGAAAGCAAAACAUUGUCUGCAUAGUAAUAGUCUAAAGAAAGUCUUCAGUAAAACAGUAAUGAAAACUUAGAAGUUAAUGUGUUGUGGUAUUUGUUUACUUUGUCCUACUCUCUUCUAUUUAUGAGAUGCAUAAUGUUAUUGAGAGACGGUGGAGAGAGCCAGCAGUUGUACAUUCAGCUGGAUGUAUGGCUAGGAGUUGUGUGUGGAGCUAAAUGCUGUCUAUUUGUUCCUGGUUAUUGUGUAUCUGUGCGUGACGUACAAUGUGUUGCUGUAGCCACUGCUUCUCUCUAGUCCGUGUUAGUGUAGAGGAUAACGAAUCUCUCCGUUGCCAGGAUUCAGGAGCCGCUACGCCCCCAGUUUUUCACUACAGCGCCACCUGGAUUACCUGUCUUGUUGCUACUGGACAGUAUUCACAUGCCGUUUUCACAGAUAACACUGCGAGAACUGUGACGUAGCAGAACUGCUGUAAAUUCAUUCUUCCCCUGCCUUCAUUGUUAAAUGCUCUCGUUACCUCAGUAAUUUAUAUGACAAUAGUUCAAACACCAGCUGCAUAAACAGCAGCUAGGAAAUCAAAUCAUAUUUGAGUAGGUUUCUAUUUCUUAAGUAAAAACUACUACCAUUUGAAUUAUUCGUCACUGAAGAUUUAGUAGUGUAUACUAAUCUUAAAGGCGUUCUUUGAUUAAGAGGUGUAUAUGGGCGAUAUAUUCCUCUUUAUUUGUUCAUGAAUCUGAAACAGUUUUAAAGAAACAAUUCGAAGAAAAUUUUAGAUUAAAUGUUAUGGCUCAUGCCUAUUAUUUAGAUUAGAUUUUAUUCAGAUUCAAGAUUUUUUAAUCAAAAUAUCAUUGUGCAUUAAAAGUGUCUCCCUGCUUCCAUCUGAUGUCAUGUGACAUGUUUCCGUGCUUGUAUGACACACCAGUGUGGGUGACCUUGGCAUUGGUGUGAUGCCUCUUAGCAGAAGACGCAGAAAUUGAUGUGUGUGACGAACCCAGCUGUACGUGUAGCAGGUGUGUCAGCUGAAUGAAUGUCGUAUGAGAUGUAUCAGAGUGUGAUAGCACCACCCCACUAUCCACUGUCUGUCGGUCUGUGUGUACGUACAUACCAUAUAUACAUUCAGUAUGAUGUACAAUGUAUGUCAUCUGGUAUUACCCUCCUGCUCUACACCCACUGUAUACAAGUGCGAUGAGGGGAAUAAAUUCUUUAAUCUUA
Haliotis rubra (blacklip abalone) is the source of this 4569-nucleotide messenger RNA. RefSeq names its product transcriptional adapter 2-beta-like. The coding region runs from base 141 to 1505 and encodes 454 amino acids. Gene Ontology annotation, cellular component: SAGA-type complex; nucleus. The record is from RefSeq and is a predicted model, not a curated record. NCBI's taxonomy places the organism in Eukaryota, Metazoa, Mollusca, Gastropoda, Lepetellida, Haliotidae. Gene Ontology annotation, biological process: regulation of transcription by RNA polymerase II; chromatin remodeling. The transcript is spliced from 17 exons. Gene Ontology annotation, molecular function: transcription coactivator activity; zinc ion binding; chromatin binding.